Entamoeba invadens IP1 is the source of this 960-nucleotide messenger RNA. RefSeq names its product methionine sulfoxide reductase, putative. The record is from RefSeq and is a predicted model, not a curated record. The transcript has a single exon. Gene Ontology annotation, molecular function: peptide-methionine (S)-S-oxide reductase activity; peptide-methionine (R)-S-oxide reductase activity. Bases 1 to 960 code for a protein of 319 amino acids. NCBI's taxonomy places the organism in Eukaryota, Evosea, Mastigamoebida, Endamoebidae.
AUGAUCAAAACAGCAAUCUUUGCAGGUGGAUGCUUUUGGUGUAUGGUGAAGCCUUUUGACACGUAUCCUGGUGUCAAAAGUGUCGAAGUUGGUUAUACUGGAGGAACUACAGUGAAUCCCACAUAUGACGAUGUCUGUACUGGCAAUACUGGGCACCGUGAAGCGGUCCAAAUCGUGUAUGAUGAGUCUCAAAUGCCGUACCGAGAAUUACUUGAAAUUUAUUUCUUAAGUAUUGACCCGACCGAUGGUGACGGGCAGUUUGCGGACAAAGGCGAGUCGUACAAAACGGCGAUCUAUUACUCCGAUGAAGCUCAGAGAAAAGAAGCUGAGACGUACAUAGAAGCACUUCAAUUGAGUGGCAGAUACGAUCGACCCAUUAAAGUCCAACUAGUCCAAGCAAAGCCAUUUUAUAGAGCGGAGGAGUAUCACCAGAACUAUUACAAAACCCAUCAUAAUCACUAUGAAAGGUAUUAUGAAGGGUCGGGGAGGAAGAAUCAAGUUGAGCGGAACAAAGCGAAGUUUCUUGAGAAGAAGGAGAAGAGUGCGUUGAAGAGUAAGUUGACACCUCUACAAUAUCAGGUGACGCAAGAAAGUGGAACGGAGCCUCCAUUUACUAACGAGUAUGACCAUACCUUUGAAGACGGGAUAUACGUCGACGUCGUGACGGGGAAACCCCUCUUCUCGUCGAAAGACAAAUUCGACUCGGGAUGUGGGUGGCCUGCUUUCACUAAGCCUAUCCACCCUCUUUCACUCUAUGAGAAGACGGAUGAGUCACAUGGGAUGCGUCGAGUCGAAGUGAGAAGUUCGAGUGGUGACUCUCAUCUCGGCCAUGUCUUUGAAGAUGGGCCACUAGAAAUGGGUGGACUAAGGUAUUGCAUUAACUCGGCAAGCUUAAGAUUCAUUCCUAAAGACAAGCUUGAAGAGAACGGACUUGGGAAGUACCGAGAACAGUUCAAGUAA